This is a messenger RNA of Urocitellus parryii (Arctic ground squirrel), 925 nucleotides long. It is a transcript of the gene Rpp30, whose product is annotated as ribonuclease P/MRP subunit p30. Gene Ontology annotation, molecular function: RNA binding. Gene Ontology annotation, cellular component: nucleolar ribonuclease P complex. NCBI's taxonomy places the organism in Eukaryota, Metazoa, Chordata, Mammalia, Rodentia, Sciuridae. Gene Ontology annotation, biological process: tRNA processing. The record is from RefSeq and is a predicted model, not a curated record.
GCUGCGCAGAAGCGCGCUCGGGCGCUCACGGAACUUCAGCAUGGCGGUGUUUGCAGAUUUGGAUAUAAGAGCGGGUUCCGACCUGAAGGCUCUGCGCGGACUCGUGGAGACUGCCGCUCAUCUUGGAUAUUCAGUUGUUGCCAUCAAUCAUGUUGUUGACUUUAAGGAAAAAAAACAGGAAAUUGAGAAACCCAUAGCUAUUUCUGACCUCUUCCCAACUUUCCCAAUUGUACAGGGAAAAUCAAGACCAAUUAAAAUUUUAACGAGAUUGACAAUUAUAGUUACUGAUCCUUCUCACUGCAAUGUUUUGAGGGCUACUUCUUCAAGAGUCCGGCUGUAUGAUAUUGUUGCAGUUUUUCCAAAGACAGAAAAAUUAUUUCAUGUUGCUUGCACGCAUUUAGAUGUGGAUUUAGUCUGCAUAACUGUAACAGAGAAACUACCAUUUUACUUCAAAAGACCUCCUAUUAAUGUGGCAAUUGACCGAGGCCUGGGCUUUGAACUUGUCUAUAGUCCUGCCAUCAAAGACUCCACAAUGAGAAGGUACACAAUUUCCAAUGCCCUCAAUUUGAUGCAGAUCUGCAAAGGAAAGAAUAUAAUUAUAUCCAGUGCUGCAGAAAGGCCUUUGGAAAUAAGAGGGCCAUAUGAUGUGGCAAACUUAGGGUUGCUGUUUGGGCUAUCUGAAAGUGAUGCUAAGGCUGCAGUGUCCACCAAUUGCCGAGCAGCACUUCUCCACGGAGAAACUAGAAAAACUGCUUUUGGAAUUAUUUCUACAGUGAAGAAACCUCGGCCAUCAGAAGAGGGUGAUGAUUCUCUUCCAGCUUGCAAAAAAGCUAAGUGUGAAAGCUGAAAAGAAUGGACCAGUCUCUGACAGCACUACUUUUUUCCAUUUUGUAGAUUAUCAUCCACAAUAAAAAUAAAACUUUUG